AUGCCGAGCAUCAGCAAGCCGUGCCACAACUGCCGCCGCCGCCGCCUGCGCUGCGAUCGCUCGUGGCCAACCUGCCACAAAUGCGCGGUCUCGGGGCAGGAAUGCCUCGGGUAUGGGAGGGUCUUCGUCUGGACACAGGCGAUUAACGCCCAUGGCAAUCUGAAGCCGCCGUCGGCGCCCCCGGCCUCGGCGGCGGCGGCCGUUCCUGUGCCGUCGUCAUCAUCGCCAUCGUCGCCCCGGUCCUUGGCGACGGCGCCGAGCCGCAAGCAUCAGCUGCAGCAACAGCAGCUGCAGCAGCGCCGGCAACAGAAGUCGAGUCGGCAGCAGGGCGAGCCAAGCCUGUCGUCGGUCGCCGACGCAGGACACGGCGGCCCGGAGGGAGGCGGAUCAGGCGUCGAGGCUCGAGAUGGCGGUGCUCUUGGUCAAGUUGCUGGUGCCGGCAAAAACGACGACGACACAGGCGGUGAGGGCGGCGGGGGUCCCCAGCAGCUGCGGCAAGAGCAGCAGCAGCAACUGCCCCAGCACCUUCAAGCCCGCCGCGACGGUCACCCGCUCGGGCAGGAGCUCGCGCCCCACGGCCAAGCAACGACGACUCCUCAAAUGUCCAGCGACGGUAUUGACAUCGUUCACGACGGCAUCCAUGGCCAUCGGCAUCCACUUCAGCCACGCGUCUCUUCGACAUCGGCCGGCAUCGAAAAUGAUGCAUCGUCGGCACAGCAACGCCACGGAUCCCUGGGCCCGGGCCGCGUUUCGCUCGGCAACCUGACGGAUCCCGUUUUCCAGGAUCUCGAUAGGAACUCGCGAUACUAUCUCGCCCAUUUCGCCGAUCGCGUCUGCAAAGACCUCGUGGCCCGCGAUGCUCCCGGCAGCAACCCCUUCCGGGAACUGAUCCCGCUGACCAACAGGCACCCGCUGCUCCUCCACAUUCUCGUCGCAACGUCAGCUAUUCACUGGUCCAACAUCUUCCGCCCCAUCACGGCCAUUCCAACCGGCUUGACGGAUCCCGGGGGCUACUUGGCCCAGCUGCGUGCCAAGGAUCUCGUCUCGAGACAGGCGCUCAUCGAUGCCCUGACAGCCAAGCAAAAGGCCAUGGGCCACCUGCGCGAGGUGCUUGACACACUGGACCCGGCCGUUAGCGAGGUGGCGCUUGCCGCCAUGCACUUUUUUGUCAAAUUUGACCUCAUCGAUCUGGAGCGGAAUGAGAAAAAGGGCUGGCAGACACAUCUCGAGGGCGCCAGCAGCAUCCUGGCCCUGCUGGCGCCCGGCAGUGCAGCAAGCUCGUCCAGCAGGAUGCUGCGCGACUGCGUCAUUGCCGAUUGCUUUAUAUAUCACAUUCUGGGAUCGACGUUGGCUUCCGGAGCCCUCGCCGCACGAAUCGCGCGGUACGCCUUUGAGCUGCUGCCGGUCAUGAAGCGGGUCGAGGUCAACAGCUACCUGUCUUGCCCGGCGGAGAUCCUCCAAGUCAUCCUGAUGGCAUCGCAGCUGUCGUACGAGACGCCGUGCACCGACUGGUCGCUGUCGGCGGCGGAUGAGGCACUCGCCCUCAUCGGCCAGGCGCUCGCCUUUGACAUUCCUGGCUGGGCCUCGCAGUUGCAGCGGCAGUCGGCUAACGUGACGGACAUUGAAAGCCGCGUGCACGUGGCAUCGGCGCACCGGUCGGCGGCGUGCCUCUAUAUCUUGCAGGCGCUGCCGUUGGCACGAGCAGUGCGCCCCGUCGACAGCGAUUUCCUUGUGUCAGACAUCUUGGGCCACUUGGCGCAGAUUGACGAGCGUGACCCGUACUUCAAGGCCACGUCGUGGCCGACUUUCAUCGCCGGGGCGGAGACGCGCGACGCCGAGAAGCGGACGUGGACGCUGAAGCGGCUGCUAGCCAUCUGGGGGAUCUGCUCGUGGGGCUACAUCUUUACCGCGAUUGAGAUGCUCAAGGCGACAUGGGCGAUGCGGGACGGCAGCGAGGGCGCCGUGAGCUCGGUGGAGCCGGGUGUCAACUGGCUGCAGGGCCUCAGGGACAUGGGCUUUGAUUAUCUGAUUGUGUGA
Hirsutella rhossiliensis is the source of this 2037-nucleotide messenger RNA. RefSeq names its product fungal specific transcription factor domain-containing protein. Gene Ontology annotation, biological process: positive regulation of transcription by RNA polymerase II. The transcript has 3 exons. Bases 1 to 2037 code for a protein of 678 amino acids. Gene Ontology annotation, molecular function: transcription cis-regulatory region binding; zinc ion binding; DNA-binding transcription factor activity, RNA polymerase II-specific. Gene Ontology annotation, cellular component: nucleus. The record is from RefSeq and is a predicted model, not a curated record. Lineage: Eukaryota; Fungi; Ascomycota; Sordariomycetes; Hypocreales; Ophiocordycipitaceae.